GCCUCGCCUUCAUUCAUCGCUCUCCAUCAAAGCGCCUUGGGCGAAACACAGAGACACCAUACUAUCUCAGCGGCCUCUAGAAAUCAGCCAUGUUCCCAAGCAUCUUCCGUACCUUCACGCUCCUUUGUAUCUUCACGUCUCUUGUUACUGCAUCCCCUGCGCCUGCACCCGUCGCAGAGCCCAUUGAUGCAACCAUCGCGAACAUAAUCGCCACCAACGAGAACCUCGGGUGCUCAGGUCCCUCAGGCUGUAUCGCAGCACAGAACAGUAGCGCGGCCGCUGCGACUUUCGCAGCUUCGGGCGCAUCACACUCGAUGAGCGCUCCAGGAGUUGCCAGUGCCCUCGUAGCAGCAGCAGCCGUCGCAGGCGGCCUCUCAGCUGCGGGACUUCUGUGAAAGUUCCGUCAGCAUACAAUUAUUUUUAUGAAACUCACUGA
Molecule: messenger RNA, 436 nt
Organism: Rhodofomes roseus
Lineage: Eukaryota; Fungi; Basidiomycota; Agaricomycetes; Polyporales; Fomitopsidaceae
Exons: 3
Coding region: 90-395 (101 amino acids)
Source: RefSeq, a predicted model, not a curated record